This is a messenger RNA of Alexandromys fortis (reed vole), 1635 nucleotides long. Its product is annotated as brain-specific serine protease 4. The record is from RefSeq and is a predicted model, not a curated record. Bases 449 to 1402 code for a protein of 317 amino acids. Lineage: Eukaryota; Metazoa; Chordata; Mammalia; Rodentia; Cricetidae. Gene Ontology annotation, biological process: proteolysis. The transcript is spliced from 6 exons. Gene Ontology annotation, molecular function: serine-type endopeptidase activity.
UGGCAACCCCCAGCCUGAGGUCCCACGGGCUCCUAACACUCUCUGCCCCAGCUGUAGCCACUCCAGGCUGAGCCACUUCCUACCCCAAGCGCUCGGCAAGCUGCAGACAGGAUCUCUGUUUCCCGAGACAGUCAAGGAUAGAGCCAUGCUCCGGGCAGUUAACAUGUCCCUACUGCCCCUCGCAGGGUGCACCCUGGGCACCCAUCUUGAACCUGAGCCUGAGUCCCCCGUCUAGUUACUGCCCCUAGCCCCAGUAGCCGGUUGCUUCCUCCUGGUAGCCCCGCCUCCUCCCUGACCCACUGUCUGGGUGGCCCAGUCACCAGCUGGGGGGACUGGUCCAACAGCAUUCCUCCUCACAGGAUAAAACCUGGGGCGACCUGCAGGGAACCCGACACUACAGCCACCUGCCCUGCCAGUCAGAGCCAGCACAGCCCUUAGGUCCUUGGAGAUGGUCAGCAGCCUCGCUGGGGCUCCACCCCUAGCGGUGAUUUCCAGAUCUCCCCCCGCACUGGGUGGGGACCAGUUCAGGAUCACAAUCUUUCUGGCGCUGCUGACUUCCACAGCUACCCUCGGUGCUGCCCACAUCCCAGUGUCUCCAGACUGUGGCAAGCCUCAGCAGCUGAACCGCGUCGUGGGUGGUGAGGACAGCGUGGAUGCCCAGUGGCCUUGGAUUGUUAGCAUCCUCAAGAAUGGCUCCCACCACUGUGCAGGCUCCUUGCUCACCAACCGCUGGGUGGUCACGGCUGCGCACUGCUUCAAGAGCGUGGACAAGCCAUCUCUGUUCUCAGUAUUAUUGGGGGCCUGGCAGCUGGAAAACCCAGGCCCAAGGUCCCAGCAAGUGGGUAUUGCUUGGGUGCUGCCCCACCCUAGGUAUUCUUGGAGGGAAGGAACCCGUGCAGACAUUGCCCUGGUGCGCCUGGAACACUCUAUCCAAUUCUCUGAGCGGAUCCUGCCCAUCUGCCUGCCCGACUCUUCCGUACGGCUCCCUCCCAACACCGACUGCUGGAUUGCAGGCUGGGGCAGCAUCCGUGAUGGAGUGCCCCUGCCCCGCCCUCAGACCCUUCAGAAGCUGAAGGUGCCCAUCAUUGACUCCGAAGUCUGCAAACGCUUGUACUGGCGGGGUGCAGGGCAAGAGGCCAUCACCGAGGACAUGCUGUGUGCUGGUUACCUGGAAGGGGAGCGGGAUGCUUGUCUGGGCGACUCUGGGGGUCCUCUGAUGUGCCAGGUGGGUGACUCCUGGCUACUGACGGGAAUUAUCAGCUGGGGAGAAGGCUGCGCGGAGCGCAACCGGCCCGGAGUCUACACCAGCCUCCUAGCUCACCGCCCCUGGGUGCAGAGGAUCGUGCAAGGGGUGCAGCUGCGCGGGCGCUUGGCGGACCGUGGGGACACCAGGAGCUCCUAGUUGGGAUCUGGAGAACAGCCUCUUGCUGGUCUUUCGGCUGUAAAUAUGUCUUCUACCUCCGGGGGGCGCCAGUGGCCUGUAGGAAGAACUGGGAAGUCCCGGCCCCUUCCACAGCGAGGCCCCGCCCCUCAAUUGAGGACUGAGGACUGUGUGUGUGUGUGUGUGUUUAUGUUCUUUUUUACAGUUAUUUGUAACCAUGCCACAUAUUUAUUCCAGUUUCAAUAAAUUAUUUA